AUGGCAUAUCUCUCGGAGUUUCAGGUAAAGUUUCCUAAGGCAGCCCCUAAACCACCUAAGGGCCAUGUACGUUGGUGUCCUCCUAUGGGUGAGCGGUUUAAGACUAAUUAUGAUGGGGCUGUGUUCUCUGAAUCGAGAGAGGUUGGUAUAGGGGUGGUGGUUCGGAAUGCAAAAGGUAAGGUAAUCGCUGCUCUUGCCGAGAAGAUUCUGUACCCAAGCUCGGUGGAAGUGCUGGAAGCCUUGGCUGCGAGAAGGGCUGUGAAGUUUAUUGUAGAACUAGGCAUUGCAGGUUCGGAUUUUAAGGGAGACUCGGAGCUAGUGUGUAGAGCUUUGAGGCAGCAGGGCAAUUGUGUGGCCCAUGCAUUGGCUAGGAGAGCAAUAGUUUCAUUUCCUUUAUUAGUUUGGAUGGAGCAUGUUCCAUCCGAUAUUGAUCCGUUUGUCAUUUCAGAUAUUCUGGAUAGUUAA
Quercus robur (English oak) is the source of this 465-nucleotide messenger RNA. RefSeq lists its product as uncharacterized. The record is from RefSeq and is a predicted model, not a curated record. The transcript is spliced from 2 exons. NCBI's taxonomy places the organism in Eukaryota, Viridiplantae, Streptophyta, Magnoliopsida, Fagales, Fagaceae. Gene Ontology annotation, molecular function: nucleic acid binding; RNA-DNA hybrid ribonuclease activity. The coding region runs from base 1 to 465 and encodes 154 amino acids.